Molecule: messenger RNA, 1491 nt
Organism: Corylus avellana
Lineage: Eukaryota; Viridiplantae; Streptophyta; Magnoliopsida; Fagales; Betulaceae
Gene: CHL
Product: chloroplastic lipocalin
Molecular function (GO): small molecule binding
Source: RefSeq, a predicted model, not a curated record
AGUUUUAUCCAUAUCAUAUUGGGCCACAACCAUCAUUGGCCAUUCGCGCUCGACUUCUACCUUCUCGAUUUUCCUUGGUUGAGUGAGAUCCUGAUAUACUUAAUUAAACAAAACAAAACAAAAACCAACUCUUUUUCGCACGGCCAUAGAAAAUGGUCGAAAUACCAAGCAAGAGACUUUGAAGGCAUUGUGCGACAGUGUUAAUCUAAACUUACACACGACACGAGACCUCAGAUGAUGACUUUUCGACUCUCGUGAGAAUUUUUUUUUUCUUCUAGAAUCUCGUAGAAGAGACAGAGUGGAUGACACUGAAGCUCUGAACCAACCCAAAAACAAAACAGAAAGAAAAGAAAGACUGAAGCUUUGGAAAGGCGGCAAAGAAAUGGUACAGAUUCUUCAAACAUCACCAGUGCUCCUUCUAUGUUGUUCCUCUUCUCCUCCCAAUCCCAGGGGAAUGGGAGGAAAAAUGAUGUUCAAGUGCUCUUCUGAGCACACUAUAUUAAGUAAGCUUGUGACCAAACAUGUAAUAUCUGGGAUUGCUGCUUCCUUAAUAUUUCUCUCUCAGACAAACCAGGCUAUUGCUGCAAAUCCAUCUCAUCAACCCAAUAUAUGCCAGCUUGCUAGUGCCCCAGAUGGUACACCAACUCUUCCACUUGCUGAGGGUUCUGAUGAAAGAAGUGGGAAGCGAAUGAUGAUGAGAGCUAUGACAGCCAAGGAUUUUGACCCUGUUAGAUAUUCUGGAAGAUGGUUUGAAGUUGCUUCACUUAAAGGUGGAUUUGCCGGAUCAGGUCAGGAAGACUGUCACUGUACUCAGGGUUUAUAUAGGUUUGAUAUGGAGAUACCCUCUAUCCAGGUUGAUACCUUUUGUGUUCAUGGGGGCCCCAAUGGAUAUAUUACUGGCAUUAAGGGAAACGUUCAAUGCCUUUCAGAGGAAGAUUUGGAGAAAGAUGAGACUCAGCUAGAAAGGCAGGAGAUGAUAAAAGAGAAAUGUUAUCUCCGAUUUCCAACUCUACCGUUUAUCCCCAAGGAGCCUUAUGACGUGAUUGCUACAGAUUAUGAAAAUUUUGCUCUUGUUUCGGGAGCAAAAGACAGAAGUUUUAUUCAGAUCUACUCAAGGUCACCUGACCCGGGACCUGCAUUCAUAGAGAAGUACAAAGCUUAUCUGGCAAACUUUGGGUAUGAUUCAAGCAAAAUCAAAGAUACUCCACAAGAUUGUGAAGUAAUGUCAACUAGUCAGUUAGCUGCAAUGAUGUCCAUGCCUGGAAUGCAACAGGCUCUAAUGAACCGAUUUCCUGAUCUAGGAUUGAAGGCCGCUGUCGAAUUUAAUCCAUUUUCAAGUGUAUUUGAUACUUUGAAGAAGCUCUUAGAGCUUUAUUUUAAGUAGUUAUUGUGUCCUAUAGAUUGUGGUGUGGUUUUGUAACUUAUAUAGAGCAACAGAAUAUACCAGAUUAUUUUGCUUAUCAAUGGUAAUUGUUCAUUGCGUUAUAGAGA